ACAGCGUCCUCUCAGCCAAUGGGGGGCGUUGGCUCUAUGGGAGGCCCCGCCCCCGGGUCGCAGCGCAUGUUCCCUCAGAACCAGGGCAUGAUGGGUAUGAACAUGGGUCAGGGCGGUGGGCCGGCAGGAGGCGUAGCUCCGCCCCCGGCAGUGAGUCAGGCCGACAUCAGUCUGUCUUCCUGCGGGGGCGGAGGGGGCGGGGCCGGCGUGGACGUCCAGCAGGUGCUCUACAACAACAUGAACCUUCACCCCAACCACCCGCCGCACGCUGCCCACCCGACGCAGCAGCCCAGCCUGCAGCGCCAGCCUCUGGGCCCAAUGAGCGCCGCCUACAGGCAGAACCUUCUGGCUCAGCAGCAGCAGCACCUGAAGGUGCAGCCCAACGCCGCCAUGUUGAAGCAGCAGCAGCUGGCGGCCGCCCGCAUGCCGGGCUCCAUGCAGAACAGUAUGGGAGCCAGCCUGCCCGGCUCCAUGCCCGGCAGCAUGCAGGGCGCCCCGAGCGCCGCCUGGCAGCAGCAGCUCGCCAGCCAGCCGCCCUCCAGUAACGCUGGCCUGCCCCCCAACGCCUUCAACAACCCCCCCAACGCCUUCCACAUGCAGCAGCCUCGCAUUCCCAAGAUGCCGCCUGGCGCUUCACCCUUUAAUGCAAACCCCGGCGGGCGUCCGAUGGGGGGCCUGAACCCCGCGCAGCAGAUGAUGCAGACCAACAUGGCGGCCCAGCAGAGGGCGCCGCCCAACCCUCAAAGCCUCGGCCCUCCGAUGGCCAAUCAGCAACAGACUCAACAACAGCAGGCCAAUCAGAACCAGGCCGUCCUCCCUGACCUGGCGGCGUUCGGUCCGCCGCAGGGCAGCGGCCGCCAGGGACUGCAGUGUAACCAGGGUUACCAGGUGAGCAGGACUGCCAGCCAGCAGCAGCAGGUGUCGUUUGGAUACAACGUGGCGUCGGGGAGCUUCGCCGGGGAGAGCGAGCUGGUGGACUCCCUGCUGAAGGGCCAGAGCACGCAGGAGUGGAUGGCCGACCUGGACGAACUGCUCGCCGGCCACCAAUAGACGGACUCACCUGCCUGCACCUGCUGAGCUGAGGGCGCACUGAAACACGCAAGACGAGUCGCUGGUGACUUCCUGCAGCAGCCAUGUUUAAAAACAAAGAAGAAAAAAGAUUUAAAAAAAGAUCCAGACAGGAGGUCGGCGUGUUAGCAUCCUCACAGCUGUUUGCCCUUUGCUCAGAGACACUUCAGCAGCCGGAGGAUUGGACCUCUGUCAGCUGACACCAUACCACUGACCCACUGACCCACUGGGAGAAAUAAAACCAGUUCAGUCGCAGCGAGCGGAGCUGAAGUGAGAGCCACACCAGGCUCCACACCUGCUAACAGACAGAAAGUAAAAGCUUUAUUUCUCCUUAAAACUUCAGUUCAGUUUGUUUGAUUCCACUUUUAGACCACAAAUACAACCACAGAGGAAGAAAUAAAGAUCUCCAUAGAAACCACGCAGAAACAUUAAUGAUGGUCGAGGUCUCGAUUAUAUCAGACGUCAAUCAAACUGACCCUUCCUAAGCCCCGCCCAUUCUGCUCUGAGCUACAAUCACAGUUGAGCUAACCUCUGGAUCAGAAAGGGGCGGGGCUUAGAAAGAGCAUCUUAACCCUGAUUGGAUGAUUAAGUUGAUAAUAUAAUGCUCUGUGUGUAGCAGGUGUGUGUGUGUGUGUGUGUGUGUGUGUGAGCCCGCGCUGCUCGUCACAUGAUCAGUGUGUAUUUGUUGUUACACACUGUUUACGGACGACUGGAGGCUGAACGGAGGAGUCGUGUUAAGACUACUGAACCUACGGCUCAGUGCUGAACCACUGUACCCGCCCCACAGCGCCACCUACAGACCAUCAGUUCGUUCUUUCUGCCUUUGGUUCCUUCAGCAGAUGAAAGAAGUUAAAUGUUACUGAAUGAUGUGAUGGAGUCGUUUUGUUUUUGCACAUUUUACAGCGUUUACUACGAAUACUUUAUAUUCCUGCGGACGCUCUCUGUAAAACCGGAUCAUGUUUCAGUUUAAUGUCAGUGUGCUUUAAAUUUACCACAACACGUUACUGUGAGCAAAUUAAAGGCACACACGAUGCCGGAGAUCAUUUUCAUAUUUUAUGGAAAUAUCUGCCAUUACGCUGCCGAGAGGACAAAUAUUUAAAUACGCGACACAAUGCAGCGUGUUUGCUUUAGGGAAAUGAGCCGCAGUCAUGUAAAGUGAUUUUAAGAGAGGGGGAUGAAGGGUCGAGGUCAACUGAGCAUUUCUCUUCACAACCAUUAAACUUCAGUCAGAGUUCAUCUGCAGAAAGUUUAUUCAAACCAACAGACUGAAUUAUUAAUUCACCUACAAUAAAGCAGUAAAAUGUUCCUCACGUCGCUCUGAAGGAACCGCAGCGACACGGGAGCCACUGUACGUCUCCUACAAGCAUUAAUCCGUCUCCGCUUCACUACACUUCAGCUGCAGUUCGCUGGUUCUUCCUGUAAAAGGAUCCACUCGAGCUCAUUGGCCUCUCGCAGUGUCUAAAGCUUUCCCAACAUCUUCCUGUAGAUUUAAAGCAGCAACAGGAAACACAGGUUUCAGUCUGUUCUAAGGACGGUUGCACACGUAGCACCUUGUUUUAAACCGGUUCCACCAAAAGUAAAUGUGAAUGUUGGGUUCCCAGCAGGAACACAAACACAUGGUAAAGUGUGCAGCGCCUCCUGUUCUGGAUCACAGUGGUUCUGUAAGAGAACAAACAUUAAGUUCUUCUAAUUCAGUCAGUGUCACUGUUUCACUAUGCAGGUUAAAACUCCAAGUUCUUCAUUUAACUGAAGAUGGAACUGAUUGAUGGAGGUAAAAGAGACUUUGGACCUUCUUCACUGUAACGUUUCAGACGCAGUUCUGGUCUCCUGAUGUUUCCUGAUCUGUUAAAGCUGCGUGCUGUCCGCUCCGACCGCCGGCGCUGAGUCUGACGCUGAAUGUGACCUCGUUGUGUCCACAUAGUUCUCAGUAUAUGUUAGUCAGACCUUCGCUUCACGCCCGACUCACCGCCCGCCGUCCGACCUGCUCCGACGUCUGCAGCCUUUAAGGUGGAACUGUGGCCUGCUGGUCCUGUUUUUAAGGUGGAACUGUGAUCUACUGUACUGUUUGUGUUUGCAGACCUGUUGUUGUUUUUGUUGUUAUUAUUAACCGUCUGCUCGGCGCCCGUUUCCCCGUUUCACCGUUUCAUCCCGAUCGCUGCCGAUCUCCUGACGAAUCUUCAGCUUCCAGCGUCGCUCAGUUCUCUGGGUUCAACUGUGUAAAUGUAUAAAUAUAUUUUUUGUAUGUAUGCCUUUCCUAAUGAUGUGGAGAAGAUAGAUGUUAUUUUUAUAUAUUGCAGCGGAGUUUUUGUAAGUAUUUUAUACUUUUGAUAUGGUUCUCUGUAAAACAAGAGUAUUAUGUAAAUAUAGUUCUUUAGAAACAC
Molecule: messenger RNA, 3449 nt
Organism: Morone saxatilis (striped sea-bass)
Lineage: Eukaryota; Metazoa; Chordata; Actinopteri; Moronidae
Product: mastermind-like protein 1
Biological process (GO): positive regulation of transcription of Notch receptor target; Notch signaling pathway
Cellular component (GO): nucleoplasm; nuclear speck
Molecular function (GO): transcription coactivator activity
Source: RefSeq, a predicted model, not a curated record